Molecule: messenger RNA, 746 nt
Organism: Acipenser ruthenus (sterlet)
Lineage: Eukaryota; Metazoa; Chordata; Actinopteri; Acipenseriformes; Acipenseridae
Product: O-phosphoseryl-tRNA(Sec) selenium transferase-like
Exons: 4
Coding region: 132-449 (105 amino acids)
Biological process (GO): conversion of seryl-tRNAsec to selenocys-tRNAsec; selenocysteine incorporation
Molecular function (GO): tRNA binding; O-phosphoseryl-tRNA(Sec) selenium transferase activity
Source: RefSeq, a predicted model, not a curated record
UGAAAGAAUGAAUUGUGAAAACAUUUCAAUAAGUGAGAAGAUCGUCUCCUCAUCAUACGUAAGGCAGGGAGCUCAAGCACGUCGCACCCACGAGCGACUGCUCUUAGGAAAGACUGGAGGAACUGGCCCAGAUGUGUGCUAAGUAUGAAAUUCCCAACAUCGUCAACAAUGCCUAUGGAGUUCAGUCCUCUAAAUGCAUGCACUUAAUUCAGCAGGGUGCUCAGGUUGGAAGAAUAGAUGCAUUUGUCUUGAGCAUCGACAAAAACUUCAAUGUUCCAGUAGGUGGCGCCAUUAUAGCUGGUUUUAAUGAAUCCUUCAUACAGGAAAUCAGCAGGAUGUACCCAGGUCGCGCGUCAGCUUCCCCCUCACUGGAUGUUCUCAUCAACCUUCUCUCCCUGGGAAAAAACGACUACAAGCAGCUUCUAAAGGAACAAAAGGUAAUGGCAUGAAAAUGAUUGGGUUGACAAGAGGAUUAACUACCAUUUGCAGGUCAACGGCCAGUGACCUCUCACCUCUGUUUCCUUUCAAUACUUGCCAGGAUGAGUUGAACAUUCAUCGUAUUUAAAAUUCAUCGUAUUUAAAUCAAUACUGGCAAUUAAAAAUGCAGCUCUGUCCUUGAAUUGCAUUCACAGCAUUUUCUCAUUUUAAAGAACUCUUGAAAGAAAUAGCAGCAUCAGCAGGACAUAGAUUACAUUUACUUAAAUAUACAGAACUGGAAGAUAAGGACUCCCUGGUUGAGCUGUGUU